This is a messenger RNA of Coffea eugenioides, 585 nucleotides long. RefSeq lists its product as uncharacterized. The transcript has a single exon. The record is from RefSeq and is a predicted model, not a curated record. Lineage: Eukaryota; Viridiplantae; Streptophyta; Magnoliopsida; Gentianales; Rubiaceae. Gene Ontology annotation, molecular function: nucleic acid binding; RNA-DNA hybrid ribonuclease activity. The coding region runs from base 1 to 585 and encodes 194 amino acids.
AUGAGUGAGCAGUAUCUUGGGUGGAGGUUAUUUUUCGACGGUGCAUCGAAUUCUUUUGGAACUGGAAUUGGAGUAGUUUUAGUGUCGCCUGAAGGAAAACAAUAUCCUACUACUACCAAAUUACGAUUUUCUUGUACCAACAAUAUGGCCGAGUAUGAAGCUUGUAUUUUUGGAUUGAAAAUGGCAUUGGAUAUGGAGAUUAAGGACCUGAUAGCAUUCAGUGAUUCCGAUUUACUUGUGCACCAAACGCUUAAACAGUGGGUAACUCGAGAUUCAAAAAUUAUGCUGUAUCAUUGUAAUUUGCUUAGCUUGGCCAGCAAAUUCAGGAAUUUGGAACUCAGACAUAUUCCCCGCACUUGUAACGCCUUUGCUGAUGCUUUAGCUACUCUGUCUUCGAUGAUCCAACAUCCAGAUGAGUUGGUGAUUGAACCUAUACAAAUUCAACUUCAGGAUAGGCCAGCGCAUUGUCUGGUUAUGGAAAGGAUCUCUGAUGUUCGCCCCUGGUGCAAUGAUAUUAAGGAAUUCAUGAAAAUGGGAUCCUACCCUCCUGAUGCUGAUUCUGUUGUAAAAAGUUUCUUACGCUGA